Aedes aegypti (yellow fever mosquito) is the source of this 2602-nucleotide messenger RNA. RefSeq names its product nucleolar complex protein 3 homolog (gene Noc3). Bases 141 to 2549 code for a protein of 802 amino acids. The record is from RefSeq and is a predicted model, not a curated record. Gene Ontology annotation, biological process: DNA replication initiation. NCBI's taxonomy places the organism in Eukaryota, Metazoa, Arthropoda, Insecta, Diptera, Culicidae. Gene Ontology annotation, cellular component: nucleolus. Gene Ontology annotation, molecular function: chromatin binding. The transcript is spliced from 8 exons.
GAAUUUGAUGUUGAUUCGCUUUAGUCCAGUUUUACAAUUCAAAUCAAAACAACGUGCCGAAAGGAUUAAAUUUUUGUAGUUAAGUUUCGAUUACUUUCUCGUAGUUUUCCAAACUAACUGAGCUAAAAUAAUCCGUCAUUAUGCCACUGCGCAAGAAGAUCAAAAUCAGCUCCGCCAAACGUGGCCACCAUGAAAAACAUAAGAAAAAUUUCGCCAAAUCGAAAAAGACCUUGCACCGGGAAAAGCAGCUGAACAGUAACAUUUUCCGGGCGAAGAAUUUGGCCAAGAAGAUAGAAAAAGUGGCAACCAAGAAACCGGUCUCAAAUCGGCAACAAGGGACCAGCGUUAAUUCGGCGGCGGCAGCCACGGAACCAUCCGUUGAGGACAUUUACGAUAUGAUGGACAGCGUUAGCGAAUGCUCGGAUGAUGGUCAAGAGAAAACUUUAUCGGUUUUGGAUCAAUCCGAGGAUUCCGCUUUGGAAGAGGAUCAAAACGAUGAUAAUGACGUGGACAUGAGGAAUGCAACAGAGAGGCUCGAGGAUGAGUACCAGAUGCAGAUGAGUGGCCAUGUAAACUACGUAGGGGAAACCAAGGAUCUGCUUCCGAUCAAGACGAAAAAGGGCGGUAUUGUCAGUCGAAGCGCCGAAGUUAAGCCUGGACAACAGGUGCCAGCAAAAAAAGCGCCUGAAGAGGAGCAACCAGAACCGAAAGCUCCAGAACCGGAGGCAGUGGUCCCACAGAAGAACGAAAUCACCACGACGGAUUUGCUGACCGAAAGGGAGGAUGAAAUCGAGCGGCAAAAAUUUCUGAUUGGAGUAACAUGUGCUUCAAUUCUGGAAAACCCCGAAGCUAAAAUAAAAAGCUUAGCCAUGCUGGUCGAUCUUGUUCCAGAAACGGCUCAAAAUGGUAAAACGAAUAUGUUCAUCAUUCGCAAGCUGGCUAUGAUUUCGUUGGUAGAAGUUUUCAAGGACAUUGUGCCCGAGUACAGGUUGGGAAUAAUUGAUACGGCUGCCCAGAAAUUGAAGAAAACCACUCUGGCCCGAGUCAGCUAUGAAAAUGAGCUGCUGCUUCAGUACAAAAAGUUUCUCGUUCAUUGCGAAGGGUUUACACAACAGGUGAAGCGCAGCAAGAAGUUCAACAAGCAGGACUUUACCGAGAAGCAGCAGAUCGCCGAAAUUGCCGUGCAAUGUAUGUGCGAGCUCUUGCUGGCGCAUCCGUACUUCAACUACAGCAUGAAUAUUGCGCAAAUGUUGGUGACGAUGCUGAACAGCGACCAGGAGAGUGUCCGGAAGCAGGUUCAUUCGUGUUUCGUUACGACCUUCAAAACCGACACUCGCUUCGAUAUGUGCAAACAUAUUGUGCGGCACAUCAAUCAGCUGGUCAAGAAGAAGGAUCAUGGAGUGCAUCCGGAAAUGGUGUCCUGUUUGAAGUACCUGCAGAUCAAAGACGUUAACAUCAACGCCGAAAGGGAGAAAGAACUGAAGCUGAAGAAACUCGAAGCACACAAGUCGCGAGUGAUCAAUAUGUCGCGCCAAGAGCGAAAACGGAAAAAGAAACUGGCCGAACUGGAGAAGGAACUGUUCGAAACCAAGGCAGAAGAAAGCAAGCAGGUUCAAAUGAAGAAACUAACGGACAUUACCAAAUUAGUGUUUACGAUAUUCUUCCGGAUAUUGAAAACGGCUCCGAACUCGAGGCUUUUGAGCUGUACAUUGGAAGGUCUUUCUAAGUUUGCUCACACCAUCAACAUUGAGUUCUUCUCGGAUUUGAUCGAAGUCUUGAACAAUCUGUUGGUGCACGCCGAUUUGGGUCAUCGUGAGCAGUUACAUUGCAUUCAAACAGUUUUCACUAUCCUCAAAGGUCAGGGAGAGGUCCUGAACAUCGAUCCUGCGCGGUUCUACACGCAUCUCUACAAGAAUUUGUUAAGCGUUCACGCUGGGAAAAAUCAUGAUGAUUUGGAAUCGAUACUGGCAACGUUGGACAGUGUGCUUUUGAAGCGGCGGAACAACAUUACUUACCAUCGGUAUUUGGCUUUUGUCAAACGAUUGUCCUCGAUGGCGCUGCAAUUACUACACAAUGGAGCGUUAGGGUGUCUCGGAGUCGUUAGAACCGGAAUGCUGCUCAAUACAUCUUUGGACAUUCUGCUGGACACCGAAUCUGUAGUUGGUUCCGGCGUGUAUGAUCCCCAAGUUGAGGAACCGGAAUUCAGUAAUGCAAACUGCACGAGUCUCUAUGAGUUGACUGCAUUGCACAGACAUUACCACCCGACCGUGCGUAGAUUUGCGAAUAACAUCGCCAACGGCGUGCCUAGUUCUGGACCAGGGAUGUUGCCUCCCGAUAUAGCCAAACUGACACCUAGCGAACUGUACACACGAUACGACAGCUCCAAAUUGGCAUUCAAUCCCUCUAUUCCUGUUCCGAAGCAGAAGGCCAACGCAUCCGAUGGGAGUGGCAAACAUAUUUUCGUCGACUAUGAACUAGAAGAGAUGUGUAAUCGAGCACAAAGUUUGCAGAGCAGCAACAACGAUGUGCAGUUUGAUUUUCUGUGCUGAUUGUUGAACCCAAGAUGGACCUAUAGGGAAAAUAAAGUUAUAAUACAGUUAAA